Molecule: messenger RNA, 1515 nt
Organism: Schistosoma curassoni
Lineage: Eukaryota; Metazoa; Platyhelminthes; Trematoda; Strigeidida; Schistosomatidae
Source: the annotation of a GenBank genome assembly
AUGUUGUACUUUGAGGAUUUCAUGGAAGCAAUUGAAAAUAUGCCAUCUGAGCUAAAUGAAAGCCUUACAAAUGUUAGACAGCUAGACCUACAAGCUCAAAAUAUUUUAGAUUCGCUAUCAGAAACCAUACAGACGUUUUUCGAAAACUGCAGGUUUGGUAAACUCUUAGAAUAUGAGAAAAGUACUCAGAUUCUUAAUAUUACUCGGGAAUAUGAGCGAGCACUUGUUCAUUGCAAGGACAAACGAGAAAUAGUGGAAAAUAUGUAUAACACAUACCGUAAAUUAGUGAGAAAAUUGGAUAUUGAGUUGGAAAAGUUCCGAAUUGAAUUAGAGGCUGAUAAUUCAGGAAUAACAGAACAAAUAGAAAAAAGAGUUCAGAAUGCACUGGGGAAAGCAAUAACAACAAAUUCGAAGGCAGAACGUAGAAGACAAAGACUGCGAUUUCAGCAAUCUAGUCAUUGCAAAAAUAACUUCUCAGUGAGAAGACGAUUGGUUGGGCCGGCUUUCAGAGCAGCACUUAAAUCUGCUUGCAUGAGACCCAUGCAAUCGGGGGGAGUGCCGUCUCUGGAAAAUACUAAGUUCUCACUAAAUGGUGACCAAACGUCUUUUAAUAACUCCAGUUUAAUCUCAACUUCUGGAUGUCAUGUUCAAGACACAGGAUCCUACAGAAAGAACCCUGUUCAUGCGGAUGGCCUAAGUCCUCUUAGAUCAAUUGACGAAAACUCAAUAUGUUUGGACCAUCAGUCCAGUGACAGUUCCUACGACAGAACCUUUGAAACGAUUAAUCCACAAACUGGAGGAGUUACAAAGUUCGAAGAGGAUACUGCAAGCGUUCACAAUGCAGGUGCUGGAUUUUCCACAAUUUUGAAAAACAAUUCGAGCUUGCUACCAGAUAUAUCGCUGGAUGCUAAGACUCAUACUGGAAUGCACGAUCGUAUUAUUAAAAGUACUAACUCUUCCAGUGGUCAUUUAUUUUACGACACAGCAGAACCUAACUUUACAGAUCGUGACAAGCUCAAUUUAACACCAAAGGCAGGUUCAAUUGAGAAUCAAGUGACAGACAACAUCAGUUCACCCGGAUGGCCCGGUUUAACACAAAGUUUUUCUAGUGUUCGGGAGAAACGCCGAUACUCGCGAAGAUUUGAUAGAAUAGGGCUAGCAUGUGACCUUGCAGUUGAUGAGUUCGGAAAGCUUGGUGAUUCACCUAAUUCUAGUGUCAAUGCAACGCUGGGGCAUGGAUUUGACGAUCAAACGUAUGAAUUUAGUGGAAAUCCGAAACCAGAAGAUACUACCGACCCACCAGAUGAUGAUGAAGAUUACAAGCGUUACUGUAUAUGCCGAGAUGUGAGUUAUGGUGACAUGAUAGCAUGCGACGCCCCAGACUGCCCCUUCGAAUGGUUUCACUACGCUUGCGUGAACCUAACCGUUGCACCAAAAGGUCGGUGGUUUUGUCCUACUUGCGCUAAAUCCUUACAUAAUAAGAAAAGCAUCAAAAAAGGUUCAUCUAGGAAAUAA